Messenger RNA from Mollisia scopiformis, 969 nucleotides. Its product is annotated as mitochondrial carrier protein-like protein. Gene Ontology annotation, cellular component: mitochondrion. Lineage: Eukaryota; Fungi; Ascomycota; Leotiomycetes; Helotiales; Mollisiaceae. Bases 1 to 969 code for a protein of 322 amino acids. Gene Ontology annotation, biological process: nucleotide transport; folate import into mitochondrion. The record is from RefSeq and is a predicted model, not a curated record. The transcript has 2 exons. Gene Ontology annotation, molecular function: folic acid transmembrane transporter activity; FAD transmembrane transporter activity.
AUGACCGAAAACCAUGCGCGCCUCUCCCCCGCGCUGGUCGAGACGAUCGCCGGCCUAUCCGCUGGUACAAUCUCCACGCUCGCUGUCCAUCCCUUAGAUGUGAUUAAGACUCGUCUGCAAAUACAAAGAGAAGCUGCUACACUCGGGAAUGGCUUCGGUAUCCUCAGAUCCUUGAUAGCGAACGAACGACCAAUACAAAGCUUAUAUCGAGGAUUGACGCCGAAUCUGGUGGGGAAUGCAAGUAGUUGGGCUUUGUUCUUCUAUUUUAAAUCUCUGGCUGAGAAACAGCUUGUCCUGUUCCACGAACGUCGAUCGAAUGUCUUGACCUCACCUGGACAUCUCCCCACAGCACAAGAAAGCAGGAAUGUCCUUUCGCCUGCCGAUUACUUCAUAGCUUCCGGCAUUGCGGGGACAGUGAUAACUCUCUCCACGAAUCCGAUAUGGGUGCUCAAAACCCGCAUGCUGAGCUCGGAUAAGGGGACAGAAGGAGCAUAUGAAAGCAUGUGGCAUGGUGCAAAACAGGUACUGAAGACCGAAGGUGUUAGAGGCUUCUACAGAGGCGCCGGAGUCAGUCUUUUGGGCAACAGCCAUGGUGCGGUACAAUUCGCUGUCUACGAACCUUUGAAGAACCUCUGGCGGAAAUACCUAGCUCGUGAUCAACCUUUAGGCCAGAAAGAGGAGAAACUGGGUAAUACGGCGACGUUGGUGAUUAGUGGCUCUGCGAAGAUUGUUGCUGGGACUGUUACAUACCCAUAUCAGGUCUUAAGAAGUAGACUGCAGACAUACCAUUCGGAAGAGAGGUUUGGGAGAGGCAUUAGAGGAGUUGCUGCUAAGAUCUGGAGGGAAGAGGGCUGGAAGGGGUUCUACAGAGGUUUGGGCACGAAUGUUGUGAGAGUCUUACCUGCUACUUGGGUGACGUUCUUGGUGUAUGAGAACGUGAGGUACUACUUGCCUCGAUGGGGAUCUUAA